AGUUAGUAUGGACGUGGUUAUAGCUCUUUCUCUCUCGUUUGCUACAUUUCGUAAACUUUUUCAACUUUUUUAAAAGAAAACGAACAAUUUUUACCACACUAAGUGAUAUUUUACAAGUUUCUCUUUGACUUUAGUGACUUUUUAUUAUCCAGUAUGCUGUGUAGGGUGUCGUAUUUUGUCUUUGUUGUCAUCGUUACAGCGGUGUUUGCUGACAGACAACCUAAAUUGACCAUCCAGCCUAACACAGCAGUCAUUUCGAAAGAAACUGGAAGCAAGUUGGCGUUAACAUGUGCACCUGACGUAGAAGAACCAAACCUCAUCGCGCAACUGGAAUGGAGGGACUCCAAAAAUCGAAGGAUAGAGUCCACCCACAUAGGGAAAAAGAUUUUUGCACAGAGCAACGGUCGUGAUCUAAUCCUCUUCUUCCAAGAUUUACAAGAACGAGAUGCGGGCAAUUAUACAUGUUUUGCUAAUUAUGGUAGUGAAACAUUAAAAUCAACUGUUGUGGUGAACACUUAUGUUGAUAUAACAUUUGUGGACGCACCUGAAUCUCAAUACCCCAAAGUUGGAGAAGACUACCUUGUUAAAUGUAAAGUCCAUGGGAACCCAACACCAAACGUUGAGUGGUCAAAGAAAGACAAGAAGAUUGAAUCAAACGAAAAAUAUGUCAUACAAAGUGAUGGUUUGUUAAUAAAAAAUCCCGUAGAAGCAGACGAUGGAAGCUACACUUGUCGAGCGUAUACCGUGAUAACUGGUGGCCUUAAAGAGAGAGUUAUUAAGUUGGAAGUAAUUAUUCCUCCGGUGAUCAAAGAUAUGGCUCCGGUUUCGGUAAUUGAAGGAGAACAAGCCUGGACCAAGUGUGAAGCCACUGGAAAACCGCCCCCAAUCUACAGUUGGAUCAAGCAAAGGAAUAGUGAAGAUUUAUCAAAAAGUGACCGUUUCACCGUCAAACAAACCACUGGAAAUCUUUUGAUAAGCAAAGUUGAAUUCAACGAUGAUGAUUUUUACAAGUGUACAGCCGAGAACAAAGCUGGACGUGUGGAAAAAACAGUCAAAAUCAACGUUAUGGUCAAACCUAAAAUCUACGAAUUGCUUAACGUUACUGCUCCUGUGAAGCAAGAAACUAAAAUCAUUUGCAAAGCGCGUGGGCGUCCUACACCCAAAGUAUAUUUCCGGAAAUUAAGCGAUAAGGAACACCCAUUUCGAGUGGGACAACAGAGAGAUUCUCGGAUUAUUUUGGAGGAACAGAUGAUUGACAAAACUGGGGAGACUUAUGGGACACUUAUCAUAAGUAAUCUGAACAGGACUGACGAUGGGUUGUACGAGUGUAUAGCCGAGAACAGUGCUGGUACUAGUUACAAGAAUGGCCAUAUCGCUGUCGAAUUUCCCCCGACUUUCGCUCGGACUAAAGUUCUGGAACCCAUCGCUUGGACUUGGCACAACCAUCCUGGGAAUCUUACUUGCAUCCCUGAAGCCAUUCCCAAUGCCACAGUGGUAUGGAAACAUAACGGUUACAUCAUUGAUUCCGGUACUCCCCCUUUCAAAUUGGAGGCGUUUGGACCAGCCUACCACCUCAUCGUUGAUGCAUUCAACAAUCCGCGUUUUUACGGCCAGUAUGAGUGUCUAGCGACCAACAAACACGGAAAAGCGUCUCACUGGAUCCAACUGAAGGAAGCCAAAAUUCCGGAAGUGGUGGAUCAAGUCCGGAUUCAAACUCUCACUGCCACUACCAUCAAAUUCAAUAUUGUACCACCUCAGUACUUUGACACUCUCCCAAUUCGAUCGUUCACAGUCCAGUAUAAGCCCGAAGGCGAAAUUGGUUGGUCGUAUGCCAGGAAUAGAACUUGGAGUUUUGGUGCGCCUUAUAUUUUGGAGAAUUUGGCACCGGAAGUGACAUACAGUCUUCGGUUUGCGGCAGCGAAUGAUGUGGGCUUCGGGCCAUGGCGGAAUGUGCCACAGGUGACGAUGCCUAGGAGGUCGGAACCGGCGGAGCCUAAAAUCUACGUACCUAAUCAUAUUUUGGAUAAUAGCAGUAAUAGACAGGAUGUGAUUGCUGUGAGUCCGUAUGCCGAUCAUUUCGAGUUGAGGUGGCAAGUACCGAAUGAUAAUGGGGAUCCGAUUGAUGUUUAUCUGAUAAGAUACUGCGUGAUAACGAAAAUAAACGGCGAGUGGCGCGACAGCGACUGUAGCGAAGAGAUCCAGCAGACGUUCAAAUCCACCACCUAUGAUUUAAAUUCUUUGAAACCUGAUACCAUCUACAAAAUCGAAUUGCGUGCUCACAACUCAAUAGGUUCAAGUUCACCGGCUCAAAUCAAAGUGAAAACAGCCAGAGGUGUUUUUUAUGGGAGCUCGACUUCAAGUGCAUCUUUCUAUAUCCCUCUACAGGCUUCAAUGACUGUAAUCGUAGUGUUUUGUGCGUUUUACACGAAUCGGUGCUAAAUAGGAAAAGUUGACUCUUUCACUACAGGGGUUUUAAUGAAAUUAAAUGUGUUCCCAAUCGAUAAAUUCUGUAAAUAUUAAAUGGUAUUAAUCACACAUCGUUGCUUGGAACAAUUGGGUGUUUCGUUUUCAUUAUUGUAAAAUAGAUUAAUAGAAAUUGCUUCUUUCGCAUGAUUUUAAACAUUCCAACGCGUUGUUAUUGUUGACUUUUAGUAGACCAAGCAUGCUUGACAUUUUUAUUUUAAUAUUUUUCUCGAAGAUGCAGCUUUGAAUGUCAUAUCCGUUUUUAUUGAGCUUCAUUUCUCACCUUUACUAACAGUUUUCCUUGAUUUGCUCGUAGUCGAGUGUGAAUGUUGCGAGAAUUGGAUGCGCAUGAUUUAAAAUUGUUGAAUUACUAAGUUGUUAACCAUCCCGUACUGCCAAUUAAAAUAAAAUUGUAUAGGUAGUACUACUUGUUUCUGAAUCGAAUUUUACGAAUACCAAAAAUUACGCAGAGUCGUUUGUGGUAGUUGAGAAAAUUUAUUUUAUUGUUGAUAUUCAAAGGAUUUAAUGUGUCGAAAUUUAAGACUGACGGCCAUAGCUACAACAGACCUCUCUUGCGUUGUGUAUGUAUUUCUGCCAGACUUAGAUCAAUAUCUGCAUGUAUGCAUGUUUUUGUACUUAAAAGUUUUUAGAUUUCAUUGUUGUUGGUAUUUUUUUUUAUUUGUAUCAAGUCUAAAAACUUUCAAGUUAUGUUGUAGUUAUUUUUUGUUUUGUCGCAAUUGGACAAUAAAUUUAAGUCAUCAACGAAAAAAAUCAAUCUCAUUGUAAUAGAAUAAUUUAAAAAACAUGUCAAUUUAUAUCAAUAAAAUUGUCUAAAAUACAUUUGUUUGAGUUAAACUGUAGUUUGUAUUUUUUUAAGUUGUGCUUUUGUGAAGUGAUUUUGAAAGUGGCUUUUCAUGUGUUUAAACGACAAGGGACAAAAACGACUUGACGGAAAUGUACGUAGCUUCUUGUUAUCUUAACUGGACUUGAAGGACAAAAUGGAGGUCAUUAAUUAGCCACCAUUUUGUUUUGUAGAUCUGACCCGCUUCUUAAUCUUGCUUUGCAUGCUUCUAGGUUUCAUUAAGUGUGUAAUAUACUAACAAUCACACAAUAAAAACGGAUUAUGUAUAAACCCCCAAUUUUAUUUUAUUCGUCUUAUUUCCAACUUUCAGAGUUUAAUAAUUUUUAAGCAGUUUUUGUUAGAAACCGGCAUGAGCUGUUUUUAGAAUAGUAGACAUGGUGGAAGACAACACACUUCACAAAAAUGCGCUCAAUUUAUUAAAAAUGUGACUGAUGGUCACAUUUUUAAAUCACAACUAACCAAACUAAAUACGCUUAAAACAAAAAC
Molecule: messenger RNA, 3811 nt
Organism: Tribolium madens (black flour beetle)
Lineage: Eukaryota; Metazoa; Arthropoda; Insecta; Coleoptera; Tenebrionidae
Product: fasciclin-2
Exons: 7
Coding region: 154-2439 (761 amino acids)
Biological process (GO): axon guidance; cell-cell adhesion
Cellular component (GO): axon; plasma membrane
Molecular function (GO): protein binding
Source: RefSeq, a predicted model, not a curated record